This is a messenger RNA of Peronospora farinosa, 3081 nucleotides long. NCBI's taxonomy places the organism in Eukaryota, Oomycota, Peronosporomycetes, Peronosporales, Peronosporaceae. The record is from the annotation of a GenBank genome assembly.
AUGAUCGUGGUCUCCAGAUUCAAAAAGACGUCGCGCUUUUUGAAUCGAGCCUUUCGUGAUCACGGCGAGGCUGCUCUGUCAUAUCCGCUGCCGAAACGGUUUGCUCUAAUGGCAUUGUGCAGUAUAUUGGUGAAAGAGGAGGAAGAGAUUGUAGCGCAGAGUGAUGGCGAGACACCAAGACAGCUAUUUGGCAAUAAGGCCGUCUUAUUCUUGCAGUUGUAUGCAAGUAGUUCUCUACCGGACCCGAGUACGAUGCUGAUUCAAUGGGUCGAGCUGAUAAAUCUUCUUCACCCACAGACUUGGGAAACAUGGUAUUUGCGGCUUGACAAAUCGGAUGAGGAGAGUUAUGAAGAAGCUGAUAAGGAAGAGGGCGCGAAAGAAGGGAAAUACCUCUUCCAGAUGGAGGCUUGCCAAUGCUAUCGCUGUUUAUACGACGUGCAAAUUCUGCCUGGAUGCGAAGAUCACAAAACAGGGACCACCUUUGCUUCACUCCAAGAUGGUAAACUAUCUACUGAUUAUGAGGAUGCAAUGCGGUUGAUUCGCUUUGCUGUGCCGAUACUUUUGACCACAAAGGCGAAAAACAACAGCCAAAAGAAAGAACGACUUAAGUUACUAUAUGCAGUCCGAGAUGCACUCUCAGGCUCCAGUUUUUUUGCUCUCUCUGCGCAACCGGCUGCAGUUUCUCCUUUACUAGAAGCGUACUUGGCUCCGAGAGGUCUGCUGCAGGAGGAAAUUGCACUGCCGUUGCCAUUUGAUGCUAAUGACACGACGACAGAAUCACCAGAUAAAGUUUGCUUGGGCCAUUUGUGGUAUUUGAUGGGUGCAAACUACAUUCUUGGGCGAGCAAAACGGAGAGGGAACCUGGUAGAGCUACUGGAAUUGGAGCAGCAUAUUCAAGAGCGAGUGCAGUUUUUGAUAAAAGAUGUUUUGUACUAUCAUCCAGACCGAGUUGACUCCUGGGUGCGCUUGGGAAAGACGAUGAAGGUACUAUAUCACGCUGCUACAGAUGCGUUUGCUGCUGUGCUCGGAUGGAAGCUCAGAGUUCGAGCAUUCCAGUGGUAUACAACCAAGAUACUUGCCAUGAACCCUGAGCGUUCACGGGAAGAACAAGCUUAUAGUAAUCUUGACGUGUUUUCAUUCCAAAAUGUCGUUUUGGAGUGGAACCUAUUCAAGAAAAUGAAAGAGUGGCAAGGUAAAAUUGUCGACGAAAACAAAGUGGGUAGCAAGGCCUCGAAGCUGAAGGGUUGUAACGACGAAACGGAAGGAAACGAUGCCCGAUUCGAAACGCUUCGUAGCCAAGUUUCCAUCGAAGAGUAUGCUACGAUAUAUAUCGCUCAAGUAAUUGAGUUUACACGAAGAUGCUUUGAUAUGGCUGCGCAGUUGGACGAAGAGGCUAUUAAAAAACACAAUUUGAAACAACAAGGUAAGCGUGACAACGCUGACAAGAGUGUCGACAAGGAAGCAAAUACUUUUGACAAAGAGCUGGAUGAUUUACAGAACAAGAUUAUUGAGUGCAACGAAGAGUGUGGUUUGUUGCUGUUUAAUGUUUUGCAAGAGUUUAGUUUGAUGAAGGAGACAAACCUUGCUUUGUUUCCGCACGAGAUGUACUCGCGUUUAAUAAACGAUACGCUAACAUACUGCCGACGGGGGUGGACAGUUUGCGAGUCCAAGGAAGAUGCUCAUGAAGCCCACUUUCGUCUGCAAUACAUGAUUGGCAAAACAUUGAGGAAAAGGCGUUGCUUCUCUAAAGCGGAGUCAGCUCGUGGCGAGGGAGACAGAGAACACGCUCUAGUUCAUGCCUUUUAUGCUCUGCAGGCGUUGCGAAUUAAGCUCACAAUCAGCGAUUCGUCAUCAGUGUCGGCCCUGCGCUUGGUUUGUCGUCAUUUCUACGAAGAGGAGAAAAAAGCAGACGGUGGAAAAGGUGAUGAUGAUGAAAGUUUCGACUUUGUGUCAACCAAAGAAGUCAACGGACAGAAGAAUGCUCAGAAAGAUGACGACGGAAUAUGCGCUAGCCUGAAAAGUGAUGCGGUCCGUAAAUGUGUCAGUGCUGCCAAGAAGGACGACAUUCUCGCACUGUUGGCGGCUGCUGACAGAAAUGACUCGAUUCGUGAAUUAAAUGUCACUUUUGCACGAGGAUGGCUUGCACUGAACAUUAUUAUGGCACUGGAGUCAAUUCCAGACGAAGACUGGUACUUCCAUCCAUCGCGCUACGUACUGGCGCGGAUUGUGUAUUGGUCGUCGACGUUCUACUCCACACUGGAGCAGAGCGGGUAUACUUGUGACAGUGUAAUGGCUCUCGUGGAUGCUGUGCGAGCUCAUCGAGGUGAAGAACAGUUGCAAGGUCCUUCUGUCGCAGCAGCAAGGGCACUAAAGAAAAUGGCUCCAAUUUUCGACAAACGGCGGCCUCAGAUUGUGGCAAUCUGGUUUUCCGAGUACAUUCCGCCAGCUAAGAGGUAUGAAGAGUUGAAUCAGCGACAAAUGAAGUAUGAUUACUAUCGACUGAAGUACUGGCGGUUUUACAUUGCGCUGCUUCAGGAGAAUGCAGCGUACGGAAAGUUAAAGGAGGCAGGAUCCUGGGUGCUAGCUUGCAAGGAAGACCACGAUGUGAUUGAUGUCAUGCUUAGCGCUGGAGGGAUUGGAGGAUCAGGAAACGAUGCGAGUACGCAGACGCAACUGCAUGGAGAGAGUCGAUCAGUCGAUGGACUUUUCAAGCAGUUGGCCAGGACUUACACAUACUAUCUGGAAGUGUUUCAUGCUCAGCGCCGACUGACACACGCAAUCGACGACUACGAGUUAUUGCUGGAGAACGCCGAGCUUCCGAUGGUGGCAGUUUUCUUGGUAGGGGUAACAAAAUACCCUUUCGAGAUGAUGGUGCUGGAGAAAGACGCAGCCAUCUUAGACGGAGUUUUCCGCGCCAACGUUACUAUCAUCAAGGAAGCUCUCCGUCGGGAUGACUUGCGUCCCGGCAAGGAGGGGAAACUUUUCAAGAAGUCAUCGCGGCCAAAAGCUAAUGCUGCUGCUGCAGUUACUUUUGUUCUUACCAACACCACUGAUGUACGUCAAUCAACAACGAAUGGAUGA